Messenger RNA from Dentiscutata heterogama, 194 nucleotides. The record is from the annotation of a GenBank genome assembly. NCBI's taxonomy places the organism in Eukaryota, Fungi, Glomeromycota, Glomeromycetes, Diversisporales, Gigasporaceae.
GAACUACUAUAAAUGAAAAAAAGGCUUUUGAUUUAUAUCAAGAAUCGAUUAAAGGUGGAUAUUUAAAAGCAUAUGGGCAACUUGGUGAAUGUUAUAAUAUAGGAAUAGGAACUAAAAUUGAUGAAGAAAAGGCAUUUGACUGUUACAAAAAGGCUGCAGAAGAAGAAAUUAUUAAUCCUGAUAUUUAUUCAUAA